This is a messenger RNA of Aspergillus calidoustus, 462 nucleotides long. Lineage: Eukaryota; Fungi; Ascomycota; Eurotiomycetes; Eurotiales; Aspergillaceae. The record is from the annotation of a GenBank genome assembly.
AUGAGCAAGCGCGAUCGGCUCACUCUCGCCUCUUCAUUCGUGGAUAUUGAGAAACGGCUUUUUGAAAUCCCCUUUGGGUCCAUUGGAGGUAUCUAUUUCAAGGGAGACGUUCCUUCUCACCUCCAAGCCGCGUUGCUUCAAGCCGACGCUGACCAGGAUACUGCCCCGGAAACAUUCUGUAUUGGGCCAACUGCUGGCUCAAUGUUUUGCUAUGGGAAGCGGGCUGGGAUGGAUCUAUAUCAUGUAAGUCACCAGGUUAUAUGUACUCUUGUACGGUCUCUUACUGGUACAGGGAAAAAUCCCACCGAGUAUCUCCGUUCGAUCGCAGAAAGGGAGAUCGAAUGGACGCAGCGAUUCGGAAAAUCACUUGAGCUGGACUUUCCGCACAAUGCUGUAUUUCCAGGCGAGAAGCUUCCUGAAGAUUACCUCGCUCUUCUGCACAAGUAUCUCACAUUGAUCUAA